Messenger RNA from Pseudonaja textilis, 3781 nucleotides. It is a transcript of the gene CBFB, whose product is annotated as core-binding factor subunit beta. Gene Ontology annotation, biological process: regulation of transcription by RNA polymerase II. NCBI's taxonomy places the organism in Eukaryota, Metazoa, Chordata, Lepidosauria, Squamata, Elapidae. The record is from RefSeq and is a predicted model, not a curated record. Gene Ontology annotation, molecular function: sequence-specific DNA binding; transcription coactivator activity. Gene Ontology annotation, cellular component: nucleus; core-binding factor complex.
AUCUCCUCAGAGGCUCCGAGACGCCUCAGAGGCGGCGGCGGCGGCGGCGGCGGCGGCGGCGGCGACCGUUGGCCGAGCAGGCAAGCGGGAGGGUUCCUCCUUCUCCCGCGCUUUCCGGCUCCUUGUCUCGCCGCCAGCCGGCUUUUUCCCGGGCGCUCAGGGGAGGAGGAGGAAGAGAAGGAAGAAGAGGCGGCGGCGGGACGCCUUUGCUGCUCCGCCGGCCGGCCGGCUGGCUGGCCGCGGUUCCUCCCGCGCACCAUGCCGCGCGUCGUCCCGGACCAGCGGAGCAAGUUCGAGAACGAGGAGUUCUUCAGGAAGCUGAGUCGGGAGUGCGAGAUUAAAUAUACUGGCUUCAGGGACAGACCACAUGAAGAAAGACAGGCCAGGUUUCAGAAUGCAUGCCGGGAUGGACGAUCUGAGAUAGCUUUUGUGGCCACAGGAACCAAUCUGUCUCUCCAGUUUUUUCCGGCCAGCUGGCAGGGGGAGCAGCGGCAAACACCAACCCGAGAAUACGUUGACUUUGAAAGAGAAGGAGGCAAGGUCUACUUAAAAGCACCCAUGAUCCUUAAUGGGGUUUGUGUUAUUUGGAAAGGCUGGAUAGAUCUCCAAAGACUGGACGGCAUGGGCUGCCUAGAAUUUGAUGAGGAGCGAGCACAGCAGGAAGAUGCAUUAGCACAGCAGGCUUUUGAAGAAGCUCGGAGAAGAACUCGAGAAUUUGAAGACAGAGAUAGGUCUCAUCGGGAGGAAAUGGAGGUGAGAGUCUCACAGCUGCUGUCAGUUACUGGCAAGAAGACAACAAGACCCUAGUCCUGGAUCAAACCUGGGAAGUGGUGAUGAUCUCAAACUGCGUUGAGAGGCAGUGCUGCGCUUUUUAAACUUGGCAAAUUAUGGAAUAAAAAGACCAGAAACUGUGAUGAUUGCAUAUAUAUAUAUAUAUAUAUAUAUAUAUACAUAUAGAUAUAUAUAUAUAUGGAUAUCUAACCUUUUCCCUGAUCUGCGGCAGCCAAAGUAUCAUGUCCUGCCAUGGUUUGCACUAUGUUUGUGUUGCAUUACUUGUGUUCCUGUUCUUUAUGCAUGUCGCCAGUGGGAAUUUGAGAUUCUUGUUUUUUCUAUGCAAGCUUAUGAUUUCUUGGCACUAUUUUAGCAAAGAGAGAACUUUACGCAGCCAUAAAAACGUUCCUCAGCUGACACUUGUUCAUUUCAGGAUGGGUCCAAAUAAAUUUUUGUGAGUUCUUUAAAAACCAAAACUUUCUAAACUAAUUUUAUAUGAGAUGUUGGAAAUUUGUCCUAGUGUUCUUGCUUUUGACACACACUCUUUGUCGUUGUCUCUUUUUGCACUUUUUUUAUCAACUUGCAAAAGACUUUACCCUUUUACAUGAUGCAGCCUGAACCAAGUAAGACAAGUGUUUGUUGAUUUACUGAAUUACAUGGUUUUAUUUUUAAAAGUACGUUAGCAUCCUAUUAUUUUAGUUUACAUUUCCAGUGGCAAAAUGUUUAAAGGAAUCUUAACCUGUCAGCACCAUCUGCUGUAAAUUGAAUUCUGAGAUUGUACUUCUGAAAUCAAGACAUUUAAGCAAUGGUUCAGUGUGUACAAAAUCUCAUGCUGGUUUCAAGGUUCCUUUGUGUGUGUGUGUGUGCGCGUGUGUUUAUUUUCCAUUGAUUCAAUAUUUUCCAAUGGGAUUAAGCUUUUGGGUAACAUUAAUCAAUAUUCACUUUGCCCUUCUUCCAUUUAUUACUCAAGAAGUAUUCUCUGCUUUAUGUUGUAUCUAGUAGUUUUGCUCUGUUUAUCUAAGCAAUCCACUUGAACUACCUGCUUGCAAUAUUCAUUUAGACUUUUAGAGGGAGUAGAUAGUGGUCAUUGGCAGAAGAGUGGAUACUCCUUCUAGGUUGAAUCACGGUUGUCUGGUUUUCAGUUUUUCCAGUCUGCCGUCCACAUAAAAGCCAAGGCAAAAUGCAAGGGCGGGAUUUUGCCUGCUUACGUUUUGCAACAUUAACGUGCCUCCUUGGUCUUUCGAUAUUUUUAGCCAACAAAUAAAGGGCCUAUUUUGUUCAUCAUUGGGUAAUGCAGCAGUUGGUGUUUCUCAUUAAUUUUGGAACCCUGUCCCACUCCUCAGAAAGCCCAUCAAACACCCUCCAAGGACUUUAGAGCAUGAAUGAGCGGGCAAGAAGGUAAGCUAGCCAAGAUGUCCACUGGCCACAAACUGGGAAUUUGAGGUCUUCCGACUUCAGGGCUUCCUGCUUUUUAAAAAUUGACAUGGCACCAUUCCAAGUUGUGUAUGUUGGUUGGGCAGAUGAAUGCUGUGACCAGCUAUGGGUCCAAUCAGUAACUCAGCAUACAAAUGCUACUCUUCCUGGGGAAAGUCAAGGAGAGUUAUGUCAAAAAAACAACAACAACCCAACAACUUGGUGCUCGUUCUAAGAUCUCUUACAGGGUUCGGAGGGUGAGCUGGUGGCUAGGGAGGUAGAGCCCAAAUAAACCCACAGGAUGGGAGGCAGCAGGAUCCAAGUCAGAAAGGCUGGGGGCCUUUGCAGCAAGGAAAGGAAUCGACCCAAAAGAAAUGGCCUUUGCAGCUACAACCACCCCCUGACAGAUUUCUCCAAGCUGGCUGUUAAGGCUACACAUCAUUUGAACCUCAGGAUUUUAAAGUUCUACUUACUGACUUUAAUAAUGAUAUAACUGCAAUCAUCUCAUCUAAUUAUUUCUUAUCAGUUAUUUUUUUUUUUGUUUGCAUUUAUAUUUCUACUGUUUUGUAUAUAAUCCUCUUCUCCAAAAUAUUCUACUGAUCCCAGAAGAAUGAAUAAGAUGCAUUAUUUUUUUUUAAUAAUGGGAGCUGAAUUAGAAACAACUGCAAAUUUAUGUUAAUAGCUGGUGAAAUUCCCCAUAUGUGUCAACCCUGGAUUUUAUCUUUACUCUAACGGUUGAUUGUUGGUACUGUUCCCACAUAGAUCUCUAAGCAGAUCAUUGUCACACUUCUUUUUAUUAAUUUUGAUACUUUUUUUCAGUGUUUUUUAUAUUUUCCUUAAGAAAUAAGGCUUCGAAGAGUUUCUAGCUGCUGUUAUCAUCCAUAAUGUUCUGUUCCCUUUUAUUUGCAAAUAGCAUGAUGUUACCUGGUUGUUUCCAAUAUGAUUUGAGGGAGGAAAAAAAAACUUUAGGUAUGCAAACUAUAUUAUUGCAUAUUAACCUUUGUAUGUAAAUAUUUUUAUCCUGUUCCUUAGAACCAUGCUACUUAUGGUCAGUUCCAUUGAUCACAUUGGUUUAAUAAGGUGGGAUAUAUAAAGGGGAUUUGCCAUACUUUCAGGCAGUUCAUGAUAGAAUCAAUUAAAUCAAGACACCUAAAAUUGAUCAUAGUUUUCAAUUUCCAAUUGUUUAGAGAAUAAAGUAAAUUAUGAAAAACAUCACAAUUUUGCAGUCUAAUUUCUCCUUGACCUGAAGUUCAUUUUUUAAUUCGGAUUACACAUGAAGCUAUGGUUAAUUAGGAAUUUUCUGAUUUAAUGCCUUGUGAUGCAAAGGUUUAUUAAACCAAGGUAUGAUUGUCAGAAGAGGCCUCUAUAUCUUAAUGCUGGCAUUAAGAUCAACAAGUGUUUUCCUUCGCUAUUUUGUGCAAGCCUAUUGAACUUAAACAUUAAGUUAUUGAUGCAAUUUGAUAUUUUCAUAAUUUCUAUUUAAACAGAAGUUGCAUCAUCUUCAUAGAACAUCUUUUAAGAGUUGCCUUAAAGCAUCAACAUUGCUUUUGCUGUCUUUUUCUCUGUCAUGUUCAUAAUAAACUUCUGUGUAGUGAAA